CAAUUCGUCAGUCACUGACGUAACUGAGAGACGAUAAGAGUUUGUGGAUAUUGUUUUUAUUUAAUGCUGAAUUUUCAAAUCUGCCAUAUGGUUUCAAGAGGGCCAGCAGUGGUGCUCUAUUCAUGUUUUUCGGUCUUUUCUUCAGAACUGGGUCUGCUGUCAGCUGACUAACGUAACAGUUUUCAGAUGUUGAACUGGAUUUCAUAACGGGGCGGGACCAAAUCACUCCGAAACAGAAGAGUGGAGAAAACAAGCUUAAAAGGAUUCCUAAACAUUCAAAGUAUUUCGUAAGAGUUAACCUCAUUAAGGGAUCAGCAAGAUGGAAGACGAACCGCGGAUCGAAUCUGGAGAAGAUCGGAAUCCCGGAGAGGUUCUGCACAUUCGCUUUCAGAAAAACCCCAAUCAAAAACUCAAAUACCUGGAGGCGGAACCCAAAAUACUGGGGGUAACACAAAUUGCGUUCGCUGUCUUUUUCAUAUUCAUGGUUGUGAUGCUCUAUGUGAAUGACCUGGGCAUGUAUACAGAUGUGGGCAUGGUCACAGGUGGCACCACCUCGAUGAUUAUCAUUAUUGCUGGAAGUCUGGCAAUAGCUGCACAGAAUCUUCACCUCCCAACUCUAAAGGCUUGUUUAGGAAUGCAAGUGGUGGCCUGUAUGGCCUCUGUGAUCUCCAUAUUCCUGCACAUAAGUAUUUUCCCUGCCGUGUAUUACUGUUGGGCGCAUGAUUUAGAGUCCUCCCAAAAGACAACAUGCCAAAAUGUAACCACUGGCUUUGGAAAUUACCUGGGAUUACAAAAGCUUGUGAUUGGAGUCCACAUUGCCCUUUCUGCCACUUUAGCUGCAUACUGCUGCAAGGUCAUUCAGUGCUGCUCUCCAGUGUCCAGUGUGCCAGUAAUCACGGUUAAUGGACCUCCAGAUCCUCAGUGAGGACAGUUUUAGUGAUGAGCUGUUCAGAGCCAGGAGCAAUAUUAUAUCAUAUAUAUCCACAUACAUAUAACAGCUGUUUUUUCAACACAUGUAUCACAAUUUCAUGUUCAGUUUUAUACAUUUUUAGAUAUAUCUAUGAAUUACUGUGAAUUUAAACUUUAUAUUUUGUUUUAACGUUUCUAAUAUUCCAUCACAUUUAAUCAUAUGAUUUGCAUUAACUUUCUUUUCCAUAAAAAAAACAGUGUAGCCUCUGUGCUGCAAUGCGUAAUUUCUGUCCAACCCGUGGCACUGAACAGUUUUGCAAAAAUGACAAUGACUGAGAACUGCUAUAAUGAUUAUAAAGUCCCACUCCAAACUCACUCUAUUGACUGUCGAACCACUUAAUUAAACAGAGCAAUACUGUAAAUGCUAAUAGCUGCAAUGCUUUCAUUUGUCAAGGAAUUCAGCCAGUAUUCAUUGCAGCAAUAGUCAUCCUCACGGUUUCUAGAUUCUUUCUAAUGGCCAUCUGUUUCCAUCCUGUUUAAACAUGCAAAUAGAACAUUUGUGAGUAGUAAGUCAACAUUACAACCAAAUAUCACCAACAAGGAAUAAACCAAAAAUAAUGCUUCACAAAAACCACUAAAACAAAGUACACUGAUUUAUUGUUCAAUAAAUAUCCAUACAUGAUUUCAGAAACAACAUAUUCACAUUUAAAUUUAUUUAAACCCAGUUGUUUUAAAAACACACACUAUCCAAUAAUUAUUCUCGUCUUGACUGAGCUUACACAAUGUUCAAACAUGUAUUACUGCGGAAU
Messenger RNA from Cyprinus carpio (common carp), 1718 nucleotides. RefSeq lists its product as uncharacterized. The record is from RefSeq and is a predicted model, not a curated record. Lineage: Eukaryota; Metazoa; Chordata; Actinopteri; Cypriniformes; Cyprinidae.